Messenger RNA from Blepharisma stoltei, 3282 nucleotides. The record is from the annotation of a GenBank genome assembly. NCBI's taxonomy places the organism in Eukaryota, Ciliophora, Heterotrichea, Heterotrichida, Blepharismidae.
AUGCUCACACAAUCUGCAUUAACAAGCUUUCAAGCAAACUCAAAAAGCGCCUUCAGCAAUGAUGGGCAGCUAACAGACCGUACUCGUGAGCUCCGUCGCGAAAUAAAAGAAGUCCUUGAUUUUGAAUAUGAUCAUCAUGUCCUCGAAGUCAAAAGACAUCGCUCAUUUUUCUCAAAUAAAGAGCAGACUACACUGAAAAGGCAGCUUGACAAGCUGAUAUCGUCAAAUAAAGAAAAAAGGAGAACUUUGCGAAAACUUGUGAUGGAGACAAGAAAUUAUGACCCUUUUGCAAGUGAUUUCUCAACCUGCAAACUUUUUAACGAAGGCUCUUUUACUGAGAGAGCAUCAAUAGUAUCAAGCAUAAUCGCCCCAUCACGCGAAGAUAUCAUAGAAAAAAUCGAAAGAUACAACCAAAAAAUCGAAGAAGCAGAACAAGAAAAAUUAAAAAUUGAGUGUGUCCUAACAAAAGAAAAAGAAGGAAAUCUAAUAUGGAAAGAAAGAAUCCAGCAGCUCAGCGAAAUGCACAGAAGGGUGACUAAAAGCCACGAAAUUUCGCUGAUUUCUAAACAAAGAGCUAUUAACAACCUCAUUUUAGGGCAAAAUGAGACGAUUCUCUAUAAGCAAGAAAUGUCGAGGCGUCAAGAAGAAUACGUCCAAGUCUAUACUGAGCAGCGCAAAAGAUACGAUGAAAUUCAAGAAGAAAUUGACAAUAUCGUCACAAAUAUCAGUGGAAAUGCUAUAAAACAGGCUGAAAGAAGACGGGAAAUAACCACUAUGAUUGACAAGCUUGAAAAGCAGCUGAGAAGGCAUGAAAAAGAAAUAAGGGAAAAAGAGAGGCUGGAAAACGCUUAUCAGAGCUACCAGGAGCAGCUCAGUAUAAUUAAUGAAGUCUUAGAAAGAUAUGACAGAGACACUUUUGACUGUCUUGACGAGGAAUCUUUGACUGGGAUUAUUGAUAUGUAUAAGUUCUUGAUUUAUCAAGAAACGUCACUGAGCUCAAGAUUCCAAGAGCUGACUCUGGAUUUUUUAGCACUGCAAAAGCGCUAUGAAGUAUUAGAUGGGGAGUUGCAGGUGUUAAAGACUAAUAAUGAUGAAUUUGGAGGUCAAGAAACAAAUUUACCGAAUACGUUUAAUAUGAUGAAAUUUUCAUUAGAGGAUAAUUUAUCGUCAAAAAAUGACUAUACUGAAGAGUCAGAGAUGCUUAUUUUGAAACUUUAUUUGAUUAUUAUGAAUCUUGCGAUACUGUCUAUUAACUCUAUGAGGACUAUUAAUGAAAGAUGCCCGAGAUUAGGGCUUGAUAAAGAGCCGGAGUAUAUGGAAGCUGCUUCUACUAUAGAAGAGCUGCAAAAAGGGUUUUUGAAGAAGCGGGAAAGCUCAAUCACAAAAUCUCCUGUCAUCCCAAAGCUGAAAGUAAGAUUAAGUUAUGAUGAGUAUUCAUGGUUGCUGCUUCCUAUAGUGCCAUGCAUUCCGCAGGCGAACGCCUGCGGGGUAGGCUUUCUCAAGGUAGAUUGAGCCCGAGUCGAGACUCCGGUUUCUCGGCUGAGGCAUUUUUCCUCCUGGCCCUGAUUCAGGCCAGAUUUUGCCGGGAACCCAAUUUCUAAUUCAAGUGCCAAAAUUACGCAACUCCGCGUAGCUUAGGCCAUAUAUCAUCCAAUUGAGGGAUAAUUUUAGACUAAAGAGACUAACCCUGAGAUCUCCAUCUAGCCUGCAUUCCCCUUUUACUCUCCGGAUCAUCUUCGAAGAAAAACUCAAUACACUUACACAGAUUCGGGACAGGCCACAAAAGCAACUCAGGCAGGUAAGUCUCCUGCCUCUUUCGUACAAACAUUCUGGGGCUUGGGUGCUGCUGGCAAAAAAGAUGUAAAUAGCUGCCGCUCAAGCCAGGCCACUAUUCAGCAGAAAUAGUGUUGGGCCUCUCGCUUCUUAGGUAACCAAACCUUGGGCAGCUCCUUGCACAAAAAGCCACGUCUAGAUAUGCAUAAGGACAUCCGCCACGGGGAAGGACGAUUUGUUCGUCACCAGUCAUUUAUAUAUAUCCCAAAGCUGUAUAAAACUGAAUUUUUUGACCAAUAUCAAGAGAAUUUUUCAAUAGAAAAUUUCAAGAAAAAUGUAAUGCCAUAUAUUUCUCUAAAAAAAACAGAAAUAAUUUCCUGCUUUAAAAAAGCGUUCAAAGACAACGAAGAUUCCAAGCUUUUUGCGAAUUUAAUUAAAGAACAGCCUAUGAUUUUGUAUUUCACAAAUUCAAAAAUCCUUGACAAUUAUCUGAAUAAUAAGAAUAAAGAGCCAGCUCAAGGCUCUCUGCAUGCAUUUUUAGAUAUAAUUGAGCUGAUUUCUACAGGCCAUAUGCUGUAUCAGCAUCAGUUUAUGCGGCUGAGCUCGGUUAUUUCUCCAUUAAUUUUAAGCUUGAAUUCUAAGCGUGUAUAUGAGCUAGAAGAGCUUGAGAUGUUACUGUCUAAAAUCCAAGAAAUAAAUCAUGAGCCAAGGGCUGAAGAACCCUCACAAGUCAGAAGAGUUACUAGAAUUCCAACAAUAAUUAAAGAAAGGACUGUCAAUAAAUUUAUCCCUGUCGAAGAAAAUGAGGUAGACUCUCCAGUGGUAUAUAAAAUAGUCGAGCCUUCGAGGUCACAAGAAAAACUAAAUGUAAGGCUGACUGAUGAAGAAGCGGCAAUAAAGCGAAUGAAAAGCAUAUUGCCAAAGCCGAUUAUGGAAAAAGUAAAUAAGUCAUAUGGGUCUGAUGAGAAUGAGAGGGUGCUUGAGGGGACAAUUAAUGUCAAAGACAUAACUCUCUAUAAGUGAGAGAGAAAAAUGUUUUCUAGCUCAUUAAUUUUGUUUUGGAUUAGCCCACUCGAAAAAUUGGGAAUUAAAUUUUAAUUAAUUUAUCAAAUUUAUGUUUAAAAAUGGAAGGCUAUUUAAAAUUUAAUAUAAUUUUAUAUUUCAAUAUAAAACUAUCACAUAUAUAUCAUGGGCUUUCUAUAAAAUAAUUAUUUUUUCAAUGGUUUUGCUCGCUACGGAAUGGGGAGAGCAAGGAAAAACUUGUCGCAGUUUUCGCCAAGAAACAUCCUUUAUGAAGUCAAAGAUAUUGAGAGGAAAAUAAAGAGGGUGAAAACUGCUGAAAAGAAGGCUGGAAAUAGAAAUAAAGCAAAUUUAAUUGAUGUCCCGCUGCAGUUUAGGUUUUAUAGCAAACCCUGGGGGUUAAUACAGAAAGCGCUGAACAGCAGAGAUAUUAGUAAAGAUAACACUAGGCCUUCGACACAGCACAAGACAGCGAGGACUUCUAAUUAG